UCCUCUCGGUCGACGGACCGAGCUCAGAGAGCCCGCGGCCCAUCUCCCCCUUUGCAGCCUUCCACCUACAAAGAACUCCUCCGUCUCUCCACCACAACCCGAUCUUUGGUCCUCGGCAAGCUCGUCCACUCUCACAUGAUCAGGGCUUCCUACAGGCCCGGCCUCUUCAUGCACAACGUCCUCGUAAACAUGUACUGCCGGUGCGGCGACCCGACCACCGCCCGCCAGGUGUUCGACAGAAUGCCCGUGAGAGAUGCCGCAACCUCGAAUAUACUCGCCGCCGGGUAUUCUCGAGUCGGGUACUGCGGCAGAGCGUUGGAUGUGUUUAGGGAAGCAAGAAGCGCUGGCGUUGGCCUUGACCGGUUCAGCUAUGCUGGCGCUCUGAGCGCCAGUGGUGAUUGCGGAGAUGUCAGGAUGGGCAGGAUGGUCCAUGGGAUGGUCGUCGUCACUGGGUUGUCUCGUCGUGCUUUUCUGACAAAUUCGCUUAUGGAUAUGUAUUCCAAGUGUGGCAUGAUCGACGAGGUCAGAUUGGUGUUUGAUCAUGCGGAAGAACUGGAUGAAGUCUCGUGGAAUUCUUUGCUUUCAGCUUAUGUCAGCGUUGGCUGGCCAGAGGUGGCAGUGAAUAUUCUUGUUUGGAUGCAUCGAUCGGGAGUGAAGUUGAACAGCUUUGCUCUCGGUAGUAUUCUUAAAGCUUGCUCGGGUAUGAGGGAUUCAGACGAUGUUCGAAGGAUGAUGCAUGGGUGCGUGACGAAAGUUGGAUUGGACUUGGAUCUUUUUGUCGGCAGCGCAAUGCUUGAUAUGUAUGCGAAGAAUGGUGGAUUGGAAGAAGCAAUCAAGAUCUUUGAGUACAUACCGAAUCCAAGUGUGGUGGUGUUCAAUGCUAUGAUUGCUGGAUUCUCUCGAUUGGGCACAAAAUCUAGUGGAAAAGACAGAUUUAAAGCUUUAAGCCUUUUUCGUGAAAUGCUAAGGAGACAAAUGAAACCCUCAAAGUUCACAUUCAAAAGUGUGCUCGAGGCCUGUAAGUCAGUGCGUGCAUUUAGAUGUGGGAGGCAAAUCCAUGCCCAUGUAAUUAUAAAUAAUCUCCAAGAUGAUGAGUUUAUUGGGAGUGCACUGAUAUCCUUGUAUUCAACCUCAAAUUUGACUAUGGAAAGCUUGAGUUGCUUCCAAAUGACUCCUAAGCAAGAAAUUUUCACCUGGACCUCCAUGAUCUCAGCUUUUACACAGAAUGAACAGUAUGAAAUGGCUCUGAGCUUAUUUAAAGAAUUACUAGGACUCAGAAGAAAGCUGGACCAGGUCAUUAUAUCAUCCGUGAUAACUGCUUGUUCACGUAUGGGUAUGCUACGGAUUGGAGAACAAAUUCAUGGCUAUGCCACAAAGUUGGGACAUGAUAAGUUCACUGUUUGCUGUAAUUCACUGAUCGACAUGUAUACCAAAACAGGAGAUGUAGGUGCUUCUAUUAGGAUGUUCCAAGACAUUGGAAGCCUUGAUGUUUUUUCUUGGUCUGCUAUGAUUUCAAGCUAUGCCUUACAUGGCAAUGCAGGAGAUGCUUUGGUCCUCUUUGAGAAAAUGAAAGAAUGCGGGGCCGUGCCCGAUCAUGUCACCUUCCUUGCUGUUCUUACUGCUUGCAGCCACGGAGGCUUGGUGGAUGAAGGUUUCAGGUACUAUGAAAGCAUGAGUAGAGAAUAUGACAUAGUUCCAAAUUCGAGACACUGUGCUUGCAUAGUUGACCUCCUAGGUCGGACUGGAAGAAUUGUUGAUGCAGAGGGCUUCAUAUUGAGCUCAGGAUUUGCCAAUGACCCAAUCCUUUGGCAUGUACUUCUGCGAGCAUGCUUGUUCUAUGGUGACACUGAAAGGAGUAUACGUGUUGGGGAAAGCUUAAUGGUAAUGGAGCCCUUUUUUGCUACGUCAUAUAUGCUGCUGUAUAACAUGUAUCUGGAUGUUGGUAAAGUGUCCUUGGCCAUGAGAACAAGAGGUUUAAUGAGAGAACGAGGGGUGAACAAAGAAACAGGUGUAAGUUGGAUUGAGAUUGGAGCAUCUUUUCAUUCCUUUGUGACUAGCAGUAGCUACCACCAUCACAUUGAUUUCAUUUAUGAAAAGCUACAAGAAAUGAUGCUUCAUAUAAAACAAAAGAUGGGAAAAGCUGGUCCUAGGAUUUUGGAGUUGGAGUACCAAAGUGAAAAGUGGAGAGAGAGUCUAAUGAAUAGCCAUGGUGAGUUGUUGGCCGUCGCAUUUGGAAUGUCUAACUUGCCAGAGUCAGUUCUGAUACGAGUUAUGAAGAACCAAAGGGUAUGUGGUGACUGUCAUAAGACACUGAAGUUGUUCUCGGAGGUUGAAAGACGGGAAAUUCUUGUCAGAGAUUCAGUUCGGUUUCAUCAUUUUAGUUGGGGUUCAUGUUCUUGUGGUGAUUACUGGUAAAAGAGAGUAUAUCUAAGACACUGUUAAUUUCAUACUUACUAAUAAUCACUUGUUUGAACAGUGAAAUGAAUGGAUGCCAGGCACUUGGACUGUUUAAUUUGCCAAGAGCCAGUUUCUGUAUGAAUUAUGAAGAACUAUAGUGUCUCAUGGUGGAGGUUCAAAGGUGGGAAAUUGUUGUCAGAGAACCUGAUCAAUUUCGUCAUUUUAGUUGGGGUUCAGGUUCUUGUGGUGAUUACUGGCAAAGAAAAUGAAUCCAACAUAUUGUUCACAGUUUUCUUUUAUUACUGAUGAUCACUUUGUGAUGCUGCAAUCACUUGGUUGGAUGGUGAAUAAGAAUGUCCGUUAGGCAUUUCAAAUGUCACCUGCCAGAGUCAGAUCUGAUACAAGCUCCCAGUACCAAACAUUUUGUGGGAUAGGGAUCAUACUCAGAGGUUGAAAGGCAGGAAACUGUUGUCAGAGAUCCAGUUCGCUGUCAUUAUUUUAGUUGGGGUUCAUGUUCUUGUGGUGAUUACUAAAGGAAAAAUGUGUGACACAUCGUUCACAAUCUCAUAUUUAUCAUGAUAAUAACUUUGUGAUACUGCAAUCACUUGGUUAACAGUGAACAAGGAUGACAAUUUGGCCCCUCUGAGAGUUAAAAAGUAAUGGAAAUCCCAACUGAAACUGACAGAUUAGGCAACAUGUUAUGAUAGCUAAAAGCAGUGACAUUGGGUCUCACUUAAUUUCUUUGAAGCUUCAAAGGUGAAUAUGGUGAUUUUAUUUUCUUGGUUUCUAACGUAUUUACCAGACGAUUGCCAUAUAUCAAUGAGCAAGCUGAUAUUUUGUGCUGGUUCUUUUGUGUUAGUGAAGUGGUGAUACUGAUAGCCAUAUAUGGCCAGAGAUCUGCAAUAUCAUUCAAGUCUAGAAUGUUGAAAGGCAGAAAAGAAGUUGAUGUAAUUGGAUUAUAAAUUGUUUUCAUUUUUUUACAUUUGCACAGGGAUUGACCAUGAGAAAUGUGUUUUCUAUGAUAGUUUAACAAAGAUUAGUCAUCAAAAUUUCAAAGACCAGCAAGGAAUCAAAUAAAAUUCUCCUUCAAGAAGUCUCUAUUCAAUAUGUUCUUAUCAUCAGACAUUUUGAAGCUGUACAUUACUGAUGUUGACUAUUUGCAUAUGAAGCAAUAGAUAAUGAUGAUUAG
Molecule: messenger RNA, 3586 nt
Organism: Musa acuminata subsp. malaccensis (wild Malaysian banana)
Lineage: Eukaryota; Viridiplantae; Streptophyta; Magnoliopsida; Zingiberales; Musaceae
Product: pentatricopeptide repeat-containing protein At3g13880-like
Molecular function (GO): protein binding; zinc ion binding
Source: RefSeq, a predicted model, not a curated record